Messenger RNA from Vairimorpha ceranae, 825 nucleotides. RefSeq names its product camp-independent regulatory protein pac2. The record is from RefSeq and is a predicted model, not a curated record. Gene Ontology annotation, molecular function: DNA binding. The transcript has a single exon. The coding region runs from base 1 to 825 and encodes 274 amino acids. NCBI's taxonomy places the organism in Eukaryota, Fungi, Microsporidia, Nosematidae.
AUGCUUGAAAAUUUAUGUAAUUAUGUUGGAUGUCUACAUAGUGAAAUGGAAUGUUCUCAUAUAAUUAAUUUAGCAAUGGAAGGUAAAUUAAUUAGAUUGAAACGCCGUCUUACUGAAAAAGAAAAAAGGUCUAUUAGACCAGGACAGGCUUUUAUUUAUUUAGAAGAAGAAAGUGGCAUAAUAAGAUGGACAGAUUCUAAAUCAUGGACACCUUCAAGAGCACUAGGACCAUUUAUGAUGUAUAUUGAAAAAAGAAACGAUCCGCCAUUAAUAAAAAAAAUAUAUACAGCAAAAUUUCAAAAUAAAAUUGUACAUCUUGUAAUUUACAAUGUGUACAAUCAUGAAGAAAGGGGCAUAUGCUGUGAGAUUUAUUCACAAAUAAGAAAAAUUAAUAUACCAGAAUCAUAUAGUAGAAUGGCAAGAACUUAUUUAAAUGAUAAAAAGAAAAGAAAUAAUAAAACGUGUGCAAGUAAAGAUAAUUAUACUAAUAAAGAUAAUUAUACAAAUAAAGAUUAUUAUACAAAUAAAGAUAAUUAUACAAAUAUUAAUUUUAUUAGUAAUUUAAAUUAUUCAUCUGAUGAAAGUCUAUUAACCAUAAAAGAAAGAUUUUUACAAUAUUCUCAAGAACAAUAUAAAAAUACUCAAUAUAAAGAUUUAUAUAAAAACACCUUCUUUUUAAAUAAGCCUAUUGAUCAAUACAGUAAAGUAAAACAAGACUGUGAUGUUUCAGGAAAUUUAAAUUAUACUGACAAAAUUCCUUGUAUACCAAUUGACCCUUUAUUUUCUGAAGAUGAAAAGUUAGAAGAUUGUAAAAAUAAGAAAUAA